This is a messenger RNA of Trichobilharzia regenti, 471 nucleotides long. The record is from the annotation of a GenBank genome assembly. Lineage: Eukaryota; Metazoa; Platyhelminthes; Trematoda; Strigeidida; Schistosomatidae.
AUGGCUAGUUUCAUUGCAAAACAACUCAUUGGCAAUCAGUUAGAUUCAGUGAAAGGUGCAUUAGGUGAUAAAAAAGACGAAGGAGAAGGUGUCCUCGGUGGACGUAAAGAAAUCGAUCCCGAGGUGGAAGCAGCAUUACGUGAAGCCGAAGAGAAGCGAGAGGCUAAACACCGUAAAAUGGAAGAAGAAAGAGAAGUAAUGCGUCAAGGCAUACGGGAUAAAUAUGGAAUUAAAAAGAAGGAAGAAGAAAUUCCAAAUGAUUUUGAUUUUUCAAGCCCUGAAGGUCGUCUUGGUCGUAAACGUAAAACACCAGCUGAACUGGCUGCUGAAGCAAAUGAAGCCGAAGAUGAAAAUAUUUUGACAAGUAUGUUACCAGAAAAUAUGAGAAAUAUGGCAAAUAAAAUAUCAGAGGACAUGAAUAACCGGUCGUCGUCGUCGUCUACAUCAUUGACAAACACACCUCCCCCUUGA